Molecule: messenger RNA, 1344 nt
Organism: Cotesia congregata
Lineage: Eukaryota; Metazoa; Arthropoda; Insecta; Hymenoptera; Braconidae
Source: the annotation of a GenBank genome assembly
AUGCUCUACAAGAAUCCGCCAUGUAAAAAGUUUCAUCUUAUACGGUUCAAAAGUGAUGAUAUUUUCAAUGAAAAAAGAUUUUUUUACGAGCUAUUUAAAUGCGGCGAAGCGGGUCGUCCCGGUCGAUACGACCAACUAUUGAUCGACCUCGAUCAAUCUGAGGCCGAAUUAGACAAACUCCCCGACGAGACAGAGACGAAGGCCCCCGAAAAUGAUGACGAGCUACCCUCAGACGAGGACCCAGAGGGCGAUAACGCGUCACCCGAGGCACAGACUGCCAGACAACGACGAGCACAGGAGAAAAGAUUGCGAGCUGAGAUCGAGGCGGAAGAACGCGAGCGGAUCGAGGCGGAAGAAAAGGAGCGGGUUGAGAGGGAGAGAAUAGAACGGGAGGAACGCGAACGGUUAGCACGCGAGGCUAAAAAAGAAAAGAGAGAGCAGGAGAGGUUAGCUCGCGAGGCCGAAGCAGAAGCUGAAAAGGGGCUACGCGAACGAUUGCGCCAGGAAAUAAGGGCGCGACUUUUGCGGGAAAAGGAGGAUCAACGAGCUUAUGAACUUCAACUCGACGCGAGCGAAGCACGAAUGAGGUAUGAGGCGGAGCAGCAGAAAAAGGCGGAGCAAGAGGGCCACAUAAACACUCACGGCAACAAUCGUGAUCGCAUUUCGAGUUUGGAGGAUGACCGAAGAAAGGGCAGAGACGGAAACCGCCGGUCAGAACCCCUGGUCGACCUCGUGAGCCCGACCAGAGUAGGCCCCUCGUUCUCAGGAACCCCCAGACAAGACCAUCAACAUCACUCGGUGCUUGGGGAUGAUUCUGCUGAACUCCGCAGGAGGUAUCUGGUUCGAAAGUGGAACGUCGUGUUCAAAGGGGAACGCGACGUUCAAGACUUUUUGGAGCGACUGGAAGAAAUGGCAGACAAUUAUGGGUUCGAGAUGGAUCACCUGCUGCCAUGCAUCCCGAUAUUGUUGCGCGAAAAGGCUCUCCUCUGGUAUCGCAACAACAAGAGAGAUUGGGUCUCUUGGGAAGAUUUUGUGUCGGACCUAAAAUCUUUUUAUCUGCCUCCGGGCCUCGAACUCGAGCUGGAAGAGCAGAUCCGGAACAGCGUCCAGGGAGAAACCGAGUCUGCGGCGGAAUACGCAACCAGACUGCAAACCUUGAUGCGAAGACAUGGCCAGAUGUCAAACUUGGCCCGUCUUACCCGGCUAUAUCAAAACAUGAGACCGGAAUAUCGACGUUACAUGAAGCGCACAGAGUUCGCUAACGUCCCAGGACUUUUACGGCUUGCAAGAGAGUACGAGCAACUCGUUGCUCAAGAGAAACCCCCCGCGGUCAAAGAGACUUAA